Messenger RNA from Chara braunii, 769 nucleotides. The record is from the annotation of a GenBank genome assembly. NCBI's taxonomy places the organism in Eukaryota, Viridiplantae, Streptophyta, Charophyceae, Charales, Characeae.
UGAGGAGAAAGUUGAGCAGGACGUCACGUGCAAGGUCGCUUGUCCACGUCGAAUUCAUGGCAGACAUGCAGAGGAGAUUGCCUUUGUUGCUUCUCGUUGUGGUCGUCUUCGUCUUUGCCGUCUUCCUCCACGUGUGCUUGUCGUGCCGGCCGUGGAAGCAAUGUCGCAAGCGCAGGGCGUCAACGAAAGGCGCUGUGCUUCAAGAGGGACGUCCCAUGGCGGGCAUGCAGGCACGCGCUAUUCUGCCUGCAGCUGAGGGCGGAAAAAAACCUGCGACGACGGAGCCUUCACGGCGGUACGACCCGUCCAUGUACAACCAUCUGCCGUCGUGGGAGGCGCCGCUGCCUCCCUCGAACGAGGAGCCGGAGGGGGAUGAAUUUCCAACGUUUCCUCUCGGCAGCGGGUCGACGCAGCUGUUGUCGCAGACGGUGCUCGCAGGUGGGUCGGCAAGCAACGGACGCGGCGAGUACACGACACUCCUGCAACAGGGCUUGGGAGACGACGACGACGGGGGAGUUGAUCUCCGGUUCGGGCUAUGUUCUGGCGGCGGUAGGGAGCCGAGCCGCACGUUCAUCAUCGACGCCGAUCCUUCACCACGCGGCAUUCAACAAUCUGGAAGUCGCCAUACAGAGCAGUCCACACUUCGUGGCAGUGCGUCCGUUACUGGCGGUGUCGGGCCAUCGGCAUCAGGCCGGUAGCAUGGAUCGAGUGCACCGUCGGCCGAUCGAUUGACAAGCACCUGCCCCGCACGCCAUGGAGUCCCAGUCAA